AUGAUCUUCAUCGCCGCUCUCUUCAACUGCAUGAAAGCGUUCCAGAGUGUCCUGCCGCUGUCGUGCUCUAUACAUGCCUCGUUCUACCGAGAGCGUGCGUCAGAUAUGUACAACGCGUUCUGGUACUUUGUGGGAUCGACGCUGGCUGAGAUCCCCAAUUGCUUUAUGAGCUCGCUGAUCUUGACCGUGAUAUUCUACCCGUUCCUUGUUAUGAGAUCCAGUCCACCGGCGUACGCCAUCCCCUCGGGCUACCAGUGGGUGUACGAGAUCUCGCCGAUGAAGUUUCCGCUGUCGUUCAUGGUGGCGCUCGUUUUCGCCGAUUGCGACGAGUUGCCGACGUGGAAUGAGACGACGAAAAAUGGAUGA
This is a messenger RNA of Phytophthora infestans T30-4, 366 nucleotides long. Its product is annotated as ATP-binding Cassette (ABC) superfamily. Gene Ontology annotation, cellular component: membrane. Gene Ontology annotation, molecular function: ABC-type transporter activity. Lineage: Eukaryota; Oomycota; Peronosporomycetes; Peronosporales; Peronosporaceae. The coding region runs from base 1 to 366 and encodes 121 amino acids. The record is from RefSeq and is a predicted model, not a curated record. The transcript has 2 exons.